GGGUAGGGUGCGGGGAACGGAGGCGGAGCUGCACUUUAACUCCGCCCCCGUCCCCUGAGGCCGUGCCUCAAGCCGGGCUGCAAACUUUAGCGUCCCUGAAGUUGCUAUCUUGGCUGAAGAGAAAGGGACUGGGUGAAUGGACGGCGCCUUAGCAGGGGUGGGAGUCCGGGCUGGGAGGCGGUGUCCCCUCCCCGCUGGUGCUUGUCGCGGGGCCCUUUAAGGGCCAGCCUGCCGCACGUGAGCGGCUCCAGGAAGCCAGCGAGACUGCCGCCCUGACGCUCGAGGGACCAGCUGGAGGCGACCGCCCCGGAGGCUCGAGAGGGCGCCUCGCGUGCCCAUGGUCAGCAGUAGGGGCUGUUCCGGGGCCAGGUGUGGUAGCUAGAGCCCUCCUGGAAGAAGAGGACUGUCUAAGAUCAGGGCUGAAGAGCUGCCUUGCGCUGGAGCACUUGGAACACCUAGUCCCUGCUGCCCUGAACACCAUGAGUUGCUAAAAGUGAGCCUGGCUUUUCAGCUGCCUUGGGGUGCGGCGUUGGGGGCACAGAGCCAUGUCGGAACUGCUACUCCUAGGCCUCAUUGGGGGCCUGGCUCUGCUGCUGCUGCUGACGCUGCUGGCCUUUGCCAGGCACUCGGGCCUGCUGGCUGGGGUGGCAGUGAGUGCCGGCUCACCCCCCAUCCGCAACGUCACUGUGGCCUACAAGUUCCACGUGGGGCCUUACAGUGAGACGGGGCGGCUUUUCACGGAGAGCUACAGUGUCUGCCCCAGACUGCGCUCCAUCGCCGUCUACUACGACAACCCACACCUGGUGUCCCCCGAGAGGCGCCGCUGCGCAGUGGGCAGCAUUCUGAGUGAAGGCGAGGAGUCGCCCCGCCCAGAGCUCCUCCAGCUCUAUCAGAAAUUUGGCUUCAAAGUGUUCUCCUUCCCAGCACCCAGCCAUGUGGUCACAGCCACUUUCCCCUACACCAGUGCCCUGUCCAUCUGGCUGGCUACCCGCCGUGUUCAUCCUGCCUUGGACACCUACAUCAAGGAGCGGAAGCUGUGUGCCCACCCUCGGCUGGAGAUCUACCAGCAGGACCAGAUCUACUUCAUGUGCCCACUGGCUCGACAGGGAGACUUCUAUGUGCCUGAGGUGAAGGGGACUGAGCGGAGGAGCCGGGGACCCGUGGAGGCCAGUGAUGCCCACACAGACAGCACAGGAGCUGACAGGACAAGUGAAGGAAGCUCUGUGAGCCUUGAGGUGGGUCCCGGCAGCCGGGAGACUUCAGCUGCCACACUGUCCCCUGGGGUGAGCGGCCGCGGCUGGGACGACAGCGACAACCGCAGUGAGCACAGCUACAGCGAGUCAGGCACCAGUGGCUCAUCCUUUGAGGAGCUGGACCUGGAAGGCGAGGGACCCCUGGGGGAGCCAAGGCUCAGCCCUGAGGCUGAGUCCCUGGGGACUCCCAAGUGGGCCCGGGAGCUCAGUACCCCUGAGAAGGGCGAAGAGUGACCCACAGCCCACGGCCUUCUCUGGUGCCGUCUCUAGGAACUGAUCAGACUCUUCAGCCCUCCUUUUCUACCUUCCGGGCCCAGGCUGGAGCCAGGAGUCUCAGGGGACCUCCGUUCGACGACUGCCGUGGCCUCUAGCCAAGCCCUCUCCAAGCUACCCUCUCGGCUCCUAGGGCCAGAGGGCUGGGGACUGCCAUCUCUGUUCAUCUCUUUUCAGACUCACAUUGGAGCUUCCAGGACCCAGAAUAAAACAAAAGAUUUUCUUGUUUCACCUGGA
Messenger RNA from Artibeus jamaicensis (Jamaican fruit-eating bat), 1763 nucleotides. RefSeq names its product testis expressed 264, ER-phagy receptor (gene TEX264). The transcript is spliced from 6 exons. The coding region runs from base 546 to 1487 and encodes 313 amino acids. Gene Ontology annotation, biological process: reticulophagy; protein-DNA covalent cross-linking repair. The record is from RefSeq and is a predicted model, not a curated record. Gene Ontology annotation, cellular component: endoplasmic reticulum membrane; nucleus; autophagosome membrane. Lineage: Eukaryota; Metazoa; Chordata; Mammalia; Chiroptera; Phyllostomidae.